AUGCUAUAUUCCUCUUCCUCCUUGCAUAAAGUAGUGACGUUGGGCAUUCUUAAGAACCAGAUUCAGUCCAAUUCGAUCAUGAUCAUUCGAGAACUCAUUUCAUCUUCUCAUCCUAUUCGUUCCUAUUCAUCCCUAUUCUCAAGAGAUCUAAAGAAGCUUCGAUCAACAACAAACAACCAUCAUCAAACCACCACCACAUCAACCACCAGUAAGAAUGGUCCAUUCCAUCAUUACAACUCCGCAAAGACCUCUCACCAUCCCAUGCAUGGGUCCUAUGUGGUUGCACUUGCAUCGAAGGCAGUUGAAGAUCAUUCAGUGACAUCCUCAGAAGAAUCUUCAACUGAAACUGUACAACCAAUUUCCUAUGGCCAUCUCUUUGCAAGAGAUUUAAUAAGAAAGAAAAAACACUGA
Molecule: messenger RNA, 411 nt
Organism: Naegleria fowleri
Lineage: Eukaryota; Heterolobosea; Eutetramitea; Acrasida; Naegleriidae
Exons: 1
Coding region: 1-411 (136 amino acids)
Source: RefSeq, a predicted model, not a curated record